Molecule: messenger RNA, 491 nt
Organism: Medicago truncatula (barrel medic)
Lineage: Eukaryota; Viridiplantae; Streptophyta; Magnoliopsida; Fabales; Fabaceae
Exons: 3
Coding region: 46-378 (110 amino acids)
Source: RefSeq, a predicted model, not a curated record
AGUGAUCAAAUAAUUUAAGUUUCUAAAAUCUAUAGAAGAAACAAUAUGGCUAAACUUCUCAAGAUUGUGAACAAUAUGGAAAUCAUCAUUUUCUUGUUUCUUUUUGUAACAUCCCAAUGUUUGGAGGUUAAUGGUGAAGUUUUAAAUCCCAGAGGCAAAGUAUUUCAUUCAGCAUGGUGCAAUGAAGACUCUGAUUGUAAACCUGAUGUAUGUACUCCUCUUUCUGUGAUAUGCGAUGCACAAAGAUGUAAAUGUCAUACCAGAUGUAUUGGAGACUUUGAUUGUAAAGAAAAAAUUUGUUUUCCUCCUUUUUUGUCACAUUCUAAGUGUGAUGAACAUAUAUGUAUAUGCACCAACUACUUUGAGACGUUACUUUAAUUGGUAAGGGGUAGGAAUACCAACUUUGUAACACUUCAGUUUUUAAUAGCGGGAGUCUUAAAAAAAAAAAAAAAAAAAUUGUAACUUACAGAAAUAAUCAGGGGCGGAGCCAC